UCUAAGGAUCCAAGAGCUCAGUCGCAGUGCCUGAGGAAAGCAGUCAGUCCGUUCAAUUAAAGGGGCCCCUGGCUUCGGAUUUUUUUACGAGGGUAAGGAAGAGUAGGAGGGCGAGGGAUGGACGCGAAAGGCUCGAUCCUUAAUCCAAGCCGGAGACAAAGCCGCGCUGGGCAGCCCGCUACGCGCGGCCCCCACUCUCCGGCCCGAGAUGAAUGCUGCGGCACAGGCCGAGUUCAACAUCCUCCUGGCCACCGAUUCCUACAAGGUUACUCACUAUAAACAAUACCCACCCAACACAAGCAAAGUUUAUUCCUAUUUUGAAUGCCGUGAAAAGAAGACAGAAGACUCCAAAAUCAGGAGGGUGAAAUUUGAUGAAACAGUAUUUUAUGGGUUGCAGUACAUUCUUAAUAAGUACUUAAAAGGUAAAGUAGUAACCAAAGAGAAAAUCCAGGAAGCCAAAGAGAUGUAUAGAGAGCAUUUCCAAGAUAAUGUCUUUAAUGAAAAGGGAUGGAACUACAUUCUUGAGAAAUAUGAUGGGCAUCUUCCAAUAGAAAUAAAAGCUGUUCCGGAAGGCUCUGUCAUUCCCCGAGGAAAUGUUCUCUUCACAGUGGAAAACACAGAUCCGGAGUGCUACUGGCUUACAAAUUGGAUUGAGACUAUUCUUGUUCAGUCCUGGUAUCCGAUUACAGUGGCCACAAAUUCUAGAGAACAGAAGAAAAUAUUGGCCAAAUAUUUGUUAGAAACCUCUGGUAACUUAGAUGGUUUGGAAUUCAAGUUACAUGACUUUGGCUACAGAGGAGUCUCUUCUCAAGAGACUGCUGGCAUAGGAGGGUCUGCUCACUUGGUUAACUUCAAAGGCACAGACACAGUAGCAGGAAUUGCUUUAAUUAAAAAAUACUAUGGAACAAAAGAUCCUAUUGCAGGUUAUUCUGUUCCAGCGGCAGAACACAGUACCGUAACAGCUUGGGGGAAAGACCAUGAAAAAGAUGCUUUUGAACAUGUAGUAACACAGUUUUCUUCAGUGCCUGUAUCUGUGGUCAGCGAUAGCUACGACAUUUUUAAUGCCUGUGAGAAAAUAUGGGGUGAAGAUCUAAGACAUUUAAUACUAUCAAGAAGUACAGCGGCACCACUAAUAAUCAGACCUGAUUCUGGAAAUCCUCUUGACACUGUAUUAAAGGUUUUGGAUAUUUUAGGUAAGAAGUUCCCUGUUACUGAGAACUCACAGGGCUACAAGUUGCUGCCUCCUUAUCUUAGAAUUAUUCAAGGAGAUGGAGUAGAUAUUAAUACCUUACAAGAGAUUGUAGAAGGCAUGAAGCAAAACAAAUGGAGUCUUGAAAAUAUUGCCUUUGGUUCUGGUGGUGGUUUGCUACAGAAGUUCACAAGAGAUCUCUUGAAUUGUUCCUUCAAGUGUAGUUAUGUUGUAACCAAUGGCCUUGGGGUUAAUGUCUUUAAGGACCCAGUUGCUGAUCCCAACAAAAGGUCCAAAAAAGGCCGAUUAUCUUUACAUAGGACACCAGCAGGGAAUUUUGUUACAAUUGAAGAAGGAAAAGGAGACCUAGAGGAAUACGGUCCAGAUCUUCUCCAUACUGUUUUCAAGAAUGGGAAGGUGACAAAAAAUUAUUCAUUUGAUGAAGUAAGAAAAAAUGCAAAGCUGAGUAUCGAACUGGAAGUAGCCCGUCAUUAGGCUUUGUUUUAUGACUGGCUGUGGGUACGUGCUUGUGUAUGCAUUUACAUGCAUGCACACGUACGCCCAUGUGUGUAUGUAAUGCAUAAUGUUUAUUGUACAGGUGUGUGGGGGUUGUGUUUUAUGAUACAUGACAGCCAAAUUAUUUGUUGGUUUAUGGACAUACUGCCCUUUUCUUUCUUUUUUUCCAGUGUUUAGGUGACCUCAAAAUAGGAAAUGCAGUUAACCAUGUAAAAGAUUAAUGGUAAAGUAAGCUUUUUAGGGCUCUUUGCCAAUAGAUAGUAAUUCAAUCUGGUAUUGAUAUUUUCACAAUCAAACCAAGAAACUUUUAUAUAUAACUGAAGAUCACAUAAAACAGAUUUGCAUAAAAUUAUCAUUGCUUUAUGUUUAUAUUUAACUUGUAUUUUUGUACAAAUAAGAUUGUGUAAGAUACAAGGUUUCAGUGAUUUAACAGUCUUUCCAACUUUUCCUGAUUUUUAUGAGUACAGACUUUCAAGAAAAAAACACUUGAAAAUAAAUUACAUUGCCUUGUGUCCAUUAAUCAGCAAAUAAAACAUGGCCUUAAAGUUGUUUGUGUUAUUGUACAAUUUGGAAAUUAUGUCGGGACAUACCCUAUAGAAUUACUAACCUCACUGCCCCUUGUAGAAAAUGUAUUAAUCAUUCUACAUUAAAGAAAAUAACGGUUCUUACUGGAAUGGAAUGUCUAGGCACUGUACAGUGAUGAUAUACAUCGGUCAUUGUAUUGUACCAGUGAAAAGCCAAAUUUAAAAGGCCUGAAACUGCAGUUUUUGUAUGUCAGAUAUUGCCUGUGGUGGCUCUAAUAUGCACCUCAAGAUUUUAAGGAGAAGAUGUUUUUAGAGAGAAUUUCUGCUUCCACUAUAGAAUAUAUACAUAAGUGUAAAAUACUGACAUAAGUGGAAGUAGUGUAUUUUAAAGUAAUUACACUUCUGAGUUUAUUUUUCCUAUUCUGUAGUUGAUAUGACUUAAAUGAAUUACUGGAAUGGGUAGUGAGUGUGCUUAUUUUAAAUGUUCUGAUUCUGUUAUAUUUUUCAUUAAGUUUUUUAAAAAUUAAAUUGAAUAUUAAAUUGUAUGGACAUUAUUUAUUAAUUUUAAAUUGAAUCUCUCAGUAAAUACUCAAGUUCUUAAAUUAAGAUAAAUUAUCCCCAGUGAAACGGAUGGUGAUACAAGUCUGAGUAGAGAAUCUUAACCAAAAGCAGAAGUUGGCUGAGUUCAGAGUGUUCAACAUCAAAACGUUCUGGAGUGAUUAACUGCUAAAUUCUGAGUCAGUCAUCACAUAGACUUGAGACUAAGUUUUUUUGUUUUUAGAUGAUUCUAUUAUAUUUAGGUCUGUUAUUCUAAGAUGGGCGGUGGCCAACAGUGGCCCACAGGCCAAAUUCAGACUGGUCUUUUCUUUUUUUUUGUAAAAACUUUUUGUGUGUAUGGCUGCUUUCUCAGGACAACCAUAGAAACUGAGUAGUGAUAGUGGCCGUAUGGCCUGAAAUGUUUAUUAUCUGGCCCUUUACAGAAAGUUUGCCAGCCUCUGUUCUAAGAAAAGGAGUGUGCCUUGAAUUUUAAGGAAAAUGUUGAUUUCCAGGGAAGGGGUAGGCUAAGUUGAUAGGGAGUUUGUCUCUCUUGUCUGUUCUUUUCUCAUUUAAGAAUCUGAUAGUGAAGGAUUGAUUUAGAAAAGGUUUAACAUGACGAUAAGUGUGAAAUUUUAAAAAUUGAAAAGCCAUAACUCAUCUGUCCUAAACAGUUACAUAAGAAAGUAUUUAUCAGAAUAAUCUUAGAGUUGAGCUGCCUUUAUUAAAUCUUUUAUAAGCAUCAUUAAAAAAUGUUUUUGCAGAUUUUAAACAGUUGUUUAAUGAAAACCAUAAGCAUUAUUCACUUUUAGUAAGUUUUGAUCCUGUAAUUCCUGGUGAAAAGUAAUUGAUUUUCUUUUAAAUAUAUCUAAGUAAAGAUUAUUAGUAUUAACAAGAACACACCUCUUCACAACAUGUGCUAAGGAGUUUAUAAAGAAUUAAAAGAAACUAUAUUAAUAACAACUUUGAUAAGCAUCCAUAAUUUUGAUUUUGUUUAAACAUUGGAAUUCUACAGACAAUAUUCUUUGUGUACUGUGAAUUUAAGCAGUUUCAGAGUAUCUAGAGGAGCUCUAUUAAUGCUAAAAGUCUGUAAAUUUGGACAUGGCUGUACAAUGGGAAAGGGGGUUGUGGAAAGAUGCUUUCUGUUAGCUCUUAGCCACUUGGAACUCAUUAACCCUGAAUUUCCAUCACUAAGCACUUAGUAUUUGGCCAUCCCCUUUCUGAGUAGCAAAUGGUUAACACAUGUCAAGUAGAACUCUGCUGUCACCCUUAAAUCAGCGUAAGUCUUCCAGACAAAGGCAGAUGGCAUGCAGGGUUUGCAUAAGUCACUAGAUUUACAGCUGACCUCAGUUAAUCUCUCAAUUCAUAAUAUGAAGUAUAUGUGUUUUAAAUAGGAGAUAUGAGUUCUGUGUUAAGACUCUUUAUUUGUACUCCAUAGUUAAAGUAAAGUGGUUUUCAUGAUUAUCCCUAAUUUCCUUUCCUGAAAUAAACUGUUAUGAAAAAGAUAAUGAACUCCAUCUUGGGAAACUAGAAAGAGAAAAAAAUGGCAAGGUAGUUAAUUGUUCUGUUUGCCACAAUUAGAAUCCACACUUAAACAAAUAUUUUAUAGUUCUACAUUCUUUUUUACCCAUUCAGUGGAGAAUGUCCAGCUUUUCUCCCAAGUUGUAUGUUAAUGCAAUUCUAAUAUGUAUACAACAUCAAAGAUAAACAUGUAAUAAACAUGGAAAUAAAGCUUUAGCUCUAUUAGCAAAAUGUUAAA
Molecule: messenger RNA, 4522 nt
Organism: Manis javanica (Malayan pangolin)
Lineage: Eukaryota; Metazoa; Chordata; Mammalia; Pholidota; Manidae
Gene: NAMPT
Product: nicotinamide phosphoribosyltransferase
Biological process (GO): NAD+ biosynthetic process
Molecular function (GO): nicotinamide phosphoribosyltransferase activity
Source: RefSeq, a predicted model, not a curated record